CACGAAAAGACGGCCGAUAGAGGUCCGUAAUGGGCACCCAGUAUGUUUGUAAACUGGGUUUUUCUAUAAUUUUGUGAAAAUACCGAAAUCUCCUGUAAAAAUAGUUCGAAAGAGUCGUUUUUCCGUUCCGUGCGCUUAAUUUCAGUCCAUAACAUAAUAUUUUUUUAAUGUGACUUGUGUACAUUUCAAUUUUUUUGAUUGACAAUAGGGGUUAGGUUACCCUUGCGGCCUUAUUGAAACCGUAAGAUAUGAGUGUGCUCACCCGAAUCAAGUCUCCAACAUGUGAAAAGCAUGGUUUUACAUGUCUCCUAUAAUAAAGAAGAGAUUGUUCAUUCUCAAAUGGUCCAUCAACUGUAUGAAACGAAAAUGUGGCAAGCUGAAUGUUUAUAUUGAGUUUUCACAAAGAUGCAAAGCCUGGAGGGAGCAUGUGAGGAGGGUGAACAUACAAUAAAGAAAAUUAAGACUAGUCGCUCCUCCUUGCCUCUGCUUCACCACCAGGAAACAUCAGAAGUUUUAGACACCACACCACAGACUUUCUGUAUAUUCACAAAAAUCUUCGAAUUACACAGGGAAGAAUGUGCUAAAGAUCACAACAGUGGGAAUAAACCAGGUUUACGAAGAAAUUCACACAUUUUAGAAAAACUUGUAGCGAGAGAAAGACUGAACACGUUGAUUCUAAACUUGUAUCCUGGAAAUAAAGGUUACUCCCUGGCUUUCAGAACCACUUCGAGAACUAACCAAAUUAUGGAUGAUACUGCCAACAUGAUUGAAACUAAACAGUGGCCUUAUGACGAGGACGAACUUCUUAGAUACAUAAAUAAUGAAGAACUUCCCCCUUACCUCACUGACCUGAUAGAAACGCAUUACAGUUUUCUUUUUUACAACGGUUGUGUUAUAGCAGAAGUCAGGGAUUACCGACAGUCUUAUCCUGAAACCACUUGUGAUAUCCACCACGUCUUACUCAGGCCUACACUCAAGAGUCUUCUUGCUGACAUCAACAACCUCGUGGACGACAAGGUGGACCUGGGAAACGAGGAGAGACAGCAGUUAGAAAGCCAAAUAUUGCUCGCAAACAAGCCGAGCCUAUGCCUGGACCCGGACAAUUCCAUAAGUUCGAGCCAGUCUCGCAUAAAUCACAACCGCCAAAUGUGGAACACUCACAGAUUUCGACACGAGGCGCGUAAAUUCUCCCAAGUCACUGUGAACCGCAAACGAAAAUUAGACCAGUUCACGCAACGGCCCGGUCUCGAGGUGUACGAUUUCCUGACGCGAGCAAAGACGAAACCAAAGACUGGACAUUCAUUCGGUGUCGGUAAAUCAAACAGGAAGACUCAAGACGAGAUGAAGCCGAUUCCUGUUCCAAAUCUCGAUCCUCCGCCAAUCGGUCCUCCUUCCCAAGGCGUGUUCAUUAACGAGUUCAAGACUUACCAGCGUCCCAAAGAAACCAGCGACUGUUUACCUCAACUCAUCGAAGAGUACGUUUUGGAGACGAACAUGCCGUCGAAAGAGAAGGGCAAACAGAGGGUGUAUCAUAUCAAGUUAUCCAUCCUUCAAAGGCCGUCGAAUUCCGAAUAUUUAGGAGAGCUUUACUUAGAUAGGGACCACAAGAAAAACGAACGGAACGGAGUAGCUUGUAGGUUUUCGUUAGGAUCUCGGGCGAAUGCUAAUAGAUAUAUUCACCAAUUUACGGAAAUUUUCACCGAAAGCGGGCGCAAGUCGGUUAGGAUAUGGUACGGGUUGAGUCCGGGCUACAAAGAGCGGGUGGCUAUGGCACAAGCGCAAGCACAGGCUCAGAACGCUGCUCAAACGAAUUUGGCGCAACAACAUCUGACUCAGUUGAGUCAGACUUUGCAGAAUCAGUCGUGCGUCACGUCUCCGCUUGUCAAUGGGACUGUCGGUUCUAGGAUUAGUUUAGUGCAACAAAAUCAAAGUAUUCAAAAUACCUCAACUGUUCCCAUUUUGCAGAGCCACUUGCAAGGGACUACACAAAUUAAAUCAACAUCACAAGUUUCCAAUGAAGAGCUCGAAGUCAACGCUUUGGCCACGAAACUCAUGAAUAUAGAGCAACAGAUUCAUGCAGCGGUCAACGCUAAACAGCAGCAGCAGCAGCAACAACAGAAACUCGCAUCGAACCGCGGCAAUACCGCCAUCAUCAACUUACUGAACAGUUCUCCAGCUAGUAAUAUAAACAGUGAUGCGAGUGCAGCAGUAGUGAAUGCAAUAAACAAUUCGUCGUUGUUACCGCAACAAGUACAGACUAUUAACCAAAAACUCCUAGCACGUAAAAUGACUCUUUCGAACGUUGCAAACGCGCGAGUGUUGAACCACAGUAAUUUAAUAGCCGUGAAUAAUAACCGAAUGAACAUUUCUGAGUUAAAUUCGCAAUUGUCGCAACCGCAAAGUCAGACGAUUACUUUGACUUCGGUCAACAGCGGCGGGACUUAUACCAAUUAUACGACAGUUCCGAUCAAACAACAAGUCAGUGAUAAUAAUAAAUCGGCCUUGUCGGCGCUCCUUGUGGGCACACCGGCGGCCGAUCGGCCCGAUAUUGUCGGUCCGAACACAAGCUCUCUUCUCCUAGAAAAACUCGGUGGUUCACCGGGAACCAGCUCUUCGAACGCGACGCAAAAUUCAACGCAUUUCAUCCAAAGUCUCAAAUCGGGACUACAGUACAUGGUACAGUCGCCACCGAAAGCCAAUACUGUCGUGUCGCCGCUAUCAAGUCCACCGUCGCAAAAUACCAACACGAUAAAUCUAGCGCAAUUGCAGAGUUUGUCAGGGUUGCAAAAUGUGCAAGUACAGUUGUUGUCUUUGAAUGUUUCGUCGACGGGGAAUCUUCAGGGACAUCCAACGAGUUUGUUGGUCUCACUUCCGGUUAGUACAUCGACGACAUCGGCCAAUACUGUUACGCAAACGGCCAACAUGGCAAGCGGAGUUAAUUCGAUUGGGGUUGGUGGACCUACUGUUGUAUUGGCCAAUGCAGGGACUUCCAAUAUUGCCCAGUUAGUCACGUCUGGGGUGAAGGGUUUAACCCAGCAGGGUAUCCGGGCCCAGGGCCCCGCUUCGGUGUCGUUAUCUCAGGGCGGGCAAUCGUAUCAGCUAGUGACCCCUUUACAGAGGCCCAGGAUGCAGCAAAACAUCCAAAGAACACCAAUAACCCUCAAGAUGGCAACACAGAACUCAAAUGCAGCUACAAAUGCUUCAAUAACAAGUCAACUGCAAAAGCAAGCUCAAUUUCAACAGUAUCAACAGCUCUGUCUGAACCAACAGCAGAAGAAUGUGGCGGGCGUCGCGGGAAAACUUCGAAGACGAUCAAACACUUCAGAUCCACAGUAAUAUUGUAUUUUCUGUACAUUGUGUUAUCGAACUAGUCUCUCCUGUUUGUUUUUAUUUUUAUAUAUACGUUUUAACUUUUGCUGAGUACUUCACUAACAAAUAAUAAACUGCCGAGCAUUAGAGUGUCGUCUUUGUGAAUGCAUUCAAGCCGUCAGUAAAACUCAAACAUCACACUCGUUUAAUUCUUAAUUUAUAAACCUGUAGAGUUCUUCCCACUAUUUCUGUGAUCAAAGCCAGUAUUAUUAUUUAUUUCGUGGUCGAGAAAAUAAAUAGUACUGGGAAAUGGUUGUAAUGUUUGGAUUUUUCAAACGCUUGGGUGGUACUUUUGCAAACAGUAAAGAGAUAUUGUUGAUCUCAUCUGCUGCAUUACAUUGCACAAUUGUCGUUCCUACAUUUAGAAAUAAACAUGGUGCCAAAAGUGGACCUAUACCAGUUUAUUUUCAGUUUUCUCUAGGUAGGGACACGGCCUAUUGUUUUUACUGCCGUUUUAUUUAAAACAGUACAAAUCGCGAGAUUUUCUUGUAGCAGGCCGCAAUACUGUAUAAUACGGUAUAAGCAAUUUUGUGCAUUUUUGCAGUUUCGUUUAGUUGUAGUUAAUUUAAUCUACUGUACAUAUGAUAGGGAAGAUGUAUACUUUUUGUUAUUUAUUUAUGAGCGCGGAGAAUUCAUAUUAAUGAAAUAAGAUUAUCACUAAGUGCAUUAGCAAUAUUGUUGGAAGAAAUGUGAGUAGAUUCAUUUGAUGUGUACAUAUUUUUUCUUUUGUAAAUAAUUUUAGGUGUAUCCACUUUAUCAUAAUUUAUGAUUGUUUUUAAGUAGUUUUAUUUUUAUACUCAAUUAAUGGUUGUGUAAUGUUUCAUUUUCUGGUUACAUUUGUUUUAAUUCUUCUAAAAUCGGAUCAUCAACAAAAAAAUAUUUGUAGUAUUAAGAUAUCAGGCAUAAACGAGGACAAAAUGUUAUACUUUAUAAAACAUCAACGAUGUAAAAUUACACAUUGUUAAAAUAUACAAAUUUUUAUUAAAA
This is a messenger RNA of Tribolium castaneum (red flour beetle), 4356 nucleotides long. RefSeq names its product Spt20 (gene Spt20). The transcript has 10 exons. Gene Ontology annotation, biological process: regulation of transcription by RNA polymerase II. The coding region runs from base 406 to 3336 and encodes 976 amino acids. Lineage: Eukaryota; Metazoa; Arthropoda; Insecta; Coleoptera; Tenebrionidae. Gene Ontology annotation, molecular function: transcription coregulator activity. The record is from RefSeq and is a predicted model, not a curated record. Gene Ontology annotation, cellular component: SAGA complex.